AUGGCGUCCUCCCUCAGCUCGCUGCUGGGCACAGCCUCCAUGGCAAGCUGGGAGUACCUCGUCAACUGGGAGUUGGUGGUGAUCCUCAGCGUCACGUUUGUGUUCUACUUCGCGCGCCUCGUGGGCUUCCUCCUCUCCGCGCUCCUCAAGGCCGUGCUCUGGAAGCGUUACCGCGUGCGCGUGACCGUGGGUGCGUUCCGUGUGGCGCCGUUGGGCGGCCGCAUCAUGGCCCGCAACGUGGUGGUGCUGACCGCGGACUACACCGUGUCGUUGCUCCGCGCCAACCUCACGUGGCGCUACUGGCUCGUGCGGGCCACGCGGCUCCCGCGCGUGUACUUUGCCGCCGACCCCGCGGAGCCCGCGGCCGCGUCCUCCGCGGCCCACAACGCCCGCCUGCCGCCGGCAUGGCGCUUGGACGUCGACGGCUUGGAGGUGUUCAUGUACAACCGCACGCCCGCGUACGACGCCAUGGACGCGGCGCUCCGCGCCGCCGCCGGCCUCACCACCGUCAAGCGUGGCGCGCUCGUGUUGGGCAACCACGCCGCGCCGGCCGUGCUUGUGGCGUCGUUCCGCGCGGCCCGCGGCCUCUGGGACGUGGCGCCUUCCGCGGCCCCCUGCGACGCCGGCCGCUCCACCUGGGACUUCCACAUGGACCGCUUCCAGGUGCACAUGAAGCCCAACAUCACGCACGACGCGCGCCGCUACACGGGCACGGGCCUGCCGUCGGCGGCGCUGGCCCCGCGGGGCGCACGCAACACGCCCGGCGUGCGCGGGCUCCGGGGCCUCCGAAAGGCACUCGCCCGGCUCCGCCGGCGCCGCGCCACGCACACGGACGGGCCCGCCGAGUGGCUCGGGCUCCGGCGAUACAUCGGCGACACUGCCGCGGGCCGCGCGGCCGCCGCGCCGGACUCGGAGGAGUACGCCAAGUAUAGCUUGCUCCUCGACUCCGUGGCCACGCAGCUCGUGUACUACUACGACACGCCGGGCGUGCAGCCGCGCGGCGACGCGCCCGGGCCGCCGCGCACGGGCGUGGACUUGGUGUUGUCCACGGCGACGGUGCACUACGGGCCGUGGGCCGAGCGGCAGCGCGGGCCGCUCCAGGCGCUCUUCUUCCCCGGCUUGGCGCGCGACGCGCGGGCGGCCGUGCCGUGCCCGCCGGGCGCCCGCCGCUCGUACGCGGGCUUCGACGUGCUGGUGGUCGCGCGCACCGAGCUCAUUGUGCGCGUGCCCACGCGCGAGUUCAGCAAGGACAAGGAGGAGCUCGCGGCGCGCGACGACGCCAAGCCGAGCAACACGCGGCCGUUCGGCUGGCUCGAGCUCAAGCUCGGCGCGGGCUCGCUGCUCCGCCAUGCCACGGUCUUCGAGGCCUCUGCGCGCGGCUGGCCGCACACGCUCGCGCUCGACGCGGCCGGCCUCGAGGUGCGGACGUCCGUGACCCACGACGUGGUGUUUGCCGCAGAGCGCCACGCCGUGCGCGCGGACAUCGGGCUCCCGCUCGCGUGGAACGGCCCGUGCGCGUGGUCCUUCGACAUGGACUCCGCCGGCGGGCGCUUCUUCGUGUUGCGCGAGCACGUCACCUUGUUUGCCGACGUGGUGGCGGACUUUGGCGCCGGGCUGCCGCCCGCGUUUGAGCACCACCGGGCGUUCACGUACGCGCUCCGCUGGGCCGUGCGCGACGUGCUGCUCUUCUUCAAUGUCAACGACCACAACAUCAUCAACGACCCGCUCGACUUCGACUCGAACAAGUACAUCUGCUGCAGCGCGCCCUCGUUGGCCGUGCGCGUGGACAUCCCGGCCGACGGCAUGUUCGCGGCCUGCUCCACCGUGGACUACGCAGUGUCCGUGCCCCGCUUGGACGUGACGCUCAUGGUGCCUCCGUGGCACACCGCUGGCGCAUUCAUGCACGGCUCCAGGAAGAUGGGCUGCACGGGCCCGCUCGAGCUCGCGGGCGCCUACACCUACUACGCCAACGUUGAGCUCGACCACAACAACUUCGCCACCAUCAACGUCACGGCCGACGACAUCACGCUUCUCUUCCACGGCUACUGGAUCCGCUGCCUCUUCACCUUCCGCGAAAACUACUUCGGCGACUUCGUCAACUUCCGCACCUUCGAGGAGUACAUCUUGAGCGAGGGCAUGGGCAACAGGGACUCCGCGUCCGCCUCGCUCAAAAGCUCGUCCGAGCACACUAGCACCGAGUACUGGAGCUUCCCCAAGGCCGAAAACGACGUCCACCUCCUCUUCUCCUUCAUGGCAAGGCAAGGCAUGAUCGUUGUGCCGUGCCUGAUCUACGACCAUGCCAACCACAUCAACUUGUCCUUCGACUACCUUGACGUCGACAUCCACAUUUGCCUGCUCUACAUGGAUCUCCAAGCAGACUUCAGCACCGCAAAGGGCUUCCAGGUGUCCGCAGAUACCCUCCCCUCGCGGGAGACUGUCUUCGAUCGCCUGAUUUACAGCGACUUGCUUGCCCUGCGGGCCCCCGAAAUCAUCAUCGACACUUUCAGCGUCCACACGCACAGGAUGCUUGGGGUGGACGACCUUACCUAUCACUGCAAGUGGGACUUCGCGUGCGACUUGAUCUCCAUCGACGGGCCCCCGUCCAUAUUAUCGUGCAUCGACAUGCUGUUGGACAAUUUCAUCUUGGGCUACAAGGACCUCGAAAAUUCCCUUAUCUACCAGGUUCCCGUUGUGUACGACGCUGCUCACUUCUCAUUCAGGUGUCCACAAAUUAGGAUCAGACUCCAAAUGGAUGCCCCCAAAACAUUUCUAGAGGUCCACUUAGAUGAUGUCCUUGCGACAUUCAAUGAUGUAGCUAACAACCGCUAUUCAACUCGUGACUCUUUCUUGCUACCUCGAAUCGUCAUGCAAAUCACGGACGAGUCGGAGGGUAUCAAGUACAAUGCUUUUGUGGAAACCUCGCUUCAUCUAACAAACUUCGGCCAGAAACUCAACAUGAAAGAACAUAGAGAUCUUCAACACGAGCACAUCAAAAGAAAUGAUGCUACAACGCACAGAACGUCUUUUUUUCUAUAUCCCGAAGAAAGAGACGAGCAGUUCAAUGCCGCAAAAAAUUCGAUGUUCUCGACGAUCUCGCUUCCAAUAGCCUCUUUCCCGCUCACAAACGACUAUCUUUCGUUUUCAGAGACCAGCGAAUCGCGCAGCACAGCGGAAAGCUUAUCUGGAUACACGAGUCUGGACCAGUCUUCGGUAGCUGGGGAUGAAAUGUACCCAACAACAACCUACAUGGAUGAUGACUUCAAACCCUUGUCUCAACCAGAGGACCAAUAUAAGAAUGACUCUUUGGUCUUGAAAUUCGAGACUUUUAAGGCCUGUAUUUGCCCAAAAGGACUACAGGGGUUGUCUGAGUUAGCUCUAGGCACCGAAGACUCGGACAUCGAAAUGUUGCUUGACAAGCUACAGUGCGGCAUCAUGAAGGAACUCAAGCACCUUAUCUUGCCUAUAUCCACGAUUGACAAUGUGAGACUCGUGAGUCCGUUGGUCGACGUACGAAUUGUUGAACAGAGCAUGUCUUUUCCAGAGUCCGCCUUUUACACAUCCCCAUCAUCGCCAGUGUUGACCUUGACCAUAUCGGAACCUUCAGUCGUGAUUCGAAAGCAAAAUUACCGUACACGCUUAGGGUCAUACUUGGAAGAACAAUCGGCGCUUACUUUAGCACUACAUGUCAGCGAUAUCUAUGCGUCUGUUUCGACUCCCAGCUGUUUUGCGGCUGCACUCACAGUACAGGCGUCUGGAGUUGAGUCAUGGUGUACGAAAAAUGAGGAGAGUACGCUGGUAGUUUCUUUUCUGUUGAAUGCAUUAAAAGUAAAUGCUGAUGAGCAAAUGUUGCCAGAAAUAAUUUGUUUUGUGAAAUCUCUAUUGCAGGGAGCAGACAGAGCCAUCCAGAACUUCAAAAGGAGCACAGAAAACUCUCAGAGAUGGAAAAGAGACUUGAUUUAUUCUCUAUGCAACUUUGCGUUGGUCAACAAGAUACUGUCAGAUCCUGAAGUGAUCACGAAGCCGGCCAGGAUUUUGAGAUCCAAUAGAGAUCACGUAAGGUUUUAUGAAUCAUGGAAAAUGUUAACCAAAUUAAGAAGCAUAGCUGAAGAGAUGAUAUCCAGUGAGGGAAAUCGGUACAGCUCAAACAACGAAUCACAGAAAGCACCAAACGAUGCAUUUGUCUUCGUGUCAGAAAGUUUUAAAGCCUGGAGGCCAUGGGAGGGUAAUAUGAAACAGCGAGAAAAUUUUCUAUAUCGGAUCUACAACGAGUCAAAAGGGUUUGAUAAUGGGCUUCAAGCUUUCUUCAAAAUCACAAGUCUUGAGAUUAAUCUUACAGGAUCAACGGACAACUAUCUCGCGUUUUCAAAAAUCAAUCUCCAAGCAACAACUCUCCUCGGCACCAAGACUAAAGACACGGAAAGACAAGUGAAAAAUGAGAGCAAGAGAGUCGACAUCGUAUUGAACGUCGACGCUAUUGACCUGACUUUGAACUCUUCAAUAAUUUCAAUAUUGGAUCUCUUCAGAAACUCUGAUAUAGCAGGGAACAGGAACAGCGCAAAAAAUUUCGAUAUGGAGAAUACCGGGAGCACCAACUUUGUCUUCUCAAUCCUAAUCUACUUGAGUUCCUUGCGUUGCCGGUUCAAUUUCAUUAAUACGCACGUUGAUAUGGCAAUCAACGAGUUUGCUGCAUCAACAAUUGGUACUCUUUCGAUGGGAUCUACAUUCAGUGUCGGCUGGGCUCUGACCUUGGGAGAAAUGGGUAUCCAUUUCGGUAAACAAGAUGUAAAAUACUUGAGCUUGGUUUCUGAAGAAACAAGUUUGAUCGCCACAGGAUUGAAAGAUAUUUCACAGAUUACUCUCGUCCUUCAGCUGAAUACUAAAGAUUUGAACUUGAAAGUAUUCGAUGACCAGAACACUAUUGAAACUGUCAUCACCGAAUUUUUGAAUGAGGAUUUGAGUUCGUUUUCCGGAUUCAAGACUCCUCGCGAAGGGAACAAAACUUUGGUUGAAAGUACAAAAACUGGAAAUUCUCUUUUUGCGAGAAGUGUUACCCUGGCAUUUAGCGUCGAGAAAUUUCUGUUUUUGAUAGAUAUACUACACCCACUCAAAAUCCAAGGAAUUUUGGCAGGAGCAAGGUCCAACAUUCAAGUUUCUGAUUUCGAAAAUUUCGGAGAAUACUCUCACAAGAGCUUCUCGCUGGAAAUUGGUAUCUAUGAUGUCUCUGUCAUGAGGUCCAAAAGUUCCGAAUUUUCCAUUUCAACGACAGCCACGAGACUAGAGGAUAUCUGGCUCAUUAAAACAGACAUACUUUCAGAUUACGUCAAAGUAAUCACCCCUCUGCUCGUGAAUUCUUUAGAUACCUUCUUAAAGAACAAAAAUGUCAUCGAGAAGAAAAUUGACACGUUGAGGAGAGCGGUACUCAAUAGCCUGUUGAUUCACACAAAAUCCGAUAAUAAGUCCACAGACGUCGCGCAACAAAUAACCCCAGUCGAAUCAAAAACAGAUAAUUUUUGUUUCAAAGUUCAAUUGACACAAAAAUACUUCGGCUGGUUCACUUUUAAAGAUCAAACUCGAUUGACAAUAGAGCUCGAAGACUCAAGGGUGUCAUUGGCUAAGUCUGCAGGCCGGAACAUGCCUAUGAUCCCUGUAUCUGGGGAGUUAGUUUUUCCCGUCACCAGGAUCACAAUAUACUCGCCUCUGUUUUCCAUUGGGCUCUCAACGUUAUUGGACUAUCAUCUCUCUGUCAAACUCUUGAACAACACAGCUUCAAAAGAAAGUGGACAAGGCGGGCAAUCCUUACAAGUCGAAUCUGAGUAUUUCCGUGUCUGCUUGAGCCCCCCUAUUCUAUUCAAGAUCUUUGAAUUGACCGAUGGUCUCAAGCGCGUAAUUGAUGAACAUGACAAAUCUGCAGCUCAAAGACUGCCACAAGAGCAAUUGCCACCUUUGAGAAGCGGUUCAAGAAGAUCUUAUUUCACCUCAGUCCACGUCUUAUCAUACAACUUUUGUAUCGGAUGGUUGUUUGGAGCCUCUUAUAAAGACUAUCCUGGUUUGAUUUUGGGAGCGGAGAGAAUAUUUGCAGUAACAAAAGCCGAUUUGGGAAAAUUGACUGUAAUAGGUGGAUAUCUUUCUGUUGCGCACGGAUCUUCCUCCUCGAAUUUCUACAGUUCCACUUCGGAGAUUGAUAACCUCAACCGUGCUUUUAUGCCCAAAUUACAAUUGAAUUAUUACGUCGAUCAGCAUCAAAAGCUUUGGUUAACGCUCAAAGGUGAUGAAUUAGAUGUCCGAUGCAUGUCAAAUUCAACGGUUUUAAUCGAGCGAGGAAUGAAGUCUGGAACUGAGAUGCGCAGCUAUUUCGUAGCAAAAUCAAAGAGAGCAGCAUACAUGAAAGAGAAUUCCAAGGAAUUAAAGCUCGUCACCAAAGCCAAAACUGAAGCUCCCAGAAAAACUUUCAACCCUCAUUUUUCGGCAGUGCAAUUCACAGUUGUAUUCGUGGGUGCCAGGGUCUUCAUCUAUAAGCUUCAAGAGGACAAUUUACAGGAGGAGCCAAACUCACUUACUCUCCAAUCUCCAGCCAUGCUGAUGGUGAUUGACUACAAACACUUAAAGAAUGCCUCGGUGAAACAUAUUUUAAAAACUGAAAUCCUCAUGUCUCAAUCCGAUAAUACUGUUUAUUCUUCUUGUGUCCCGGUGGUGGAAGAUUUUGUGCACACAUUUAAGGAUUUGUUCAAAAUUUCUCAAGAGAAACAAAGCUUGAUUCAAAUUCCCGAUAAGGAGAGCAAGCCCUCCAAUCUUGGAACCGAAUUUGGCAGACUAUUUGAACAAGCAGACAUUCAUGUUGGGAUAAGAAUUGAAAAGCAAAAAAUUUCCUUGAGUUGUGAACCAACGGCCAAGGUUGCCGCUGUUGUUGAGUAUGAUGGGGCGUCUAUUAUGGCAUGUUCCGGCGUGGAAGCCUUUGACUCAAUAUAUAUUCUUGGUCAGAUAAACUCGAUCUCUGCGUCUUUACAGCACAUAUAUUCCGAUGAAAGAAGCGGAUCGCUUUUGAUCAAGAAUAUUGUGUUGUCAAGCAUGUUAGGUUUCAGACAAAACUUAGAGAUUGUCUCCUCGUGCUGCAUUUCAGACAUUGGUGGGUACAUCAAAAUGAAACAGUAUCAAGACGUUGAUCUAUUUCGUGAUAUAUGGUUUCCGGAGACCUACUCUUCAAGUGUACAAGAGGUACAUGAAGAACCAUCAAGAAAUCAUACACAAACACCGAAAAAUUGCAAGGAUUCCUCUGUCUCCGGAGUCUCUGUUGCGCUAGAUUUCAUAUUCUCUAACAUAAUGUUGGAGGUUGACUUCGGACCCGCUUUGGGGAUAAUGGCUCUUGAAGUCGACAAAGGUUGGGCAUUAUCAAAGAAAAUAUCAAGUUGGUCGUACGAAUUAAAGCUCGGAUUCCAAACUUUGCUCGUUGGAUCUGAAGGUCGUCUUGGAGGGUACUUAAAGGUGGGAGGCUUUUUUCUCAACUCUGCUGUUGAAUGGAAGCUAGACGAAUUACCAGUGCUCGAAGUACCGUUGGUUCAUAUGGCUGCAGGCUUUGGCGAAAUUCAGCUCAAGUCUAUUUUUGAUGAACAUGUGUUUGCUUUUGCCAACUUGAAAGGUUGGAGAUUUGAUGUGUUCAACAGAAAGAAUGGUACAAACGUCUCCAAAGACCAUCUUUUUGUUUCGAUUCGCUAUACCCGUGCUGAGGCAUAUUUGACAUCUUUGGCAGUAUCCGACUUUUACGACAUUUAUGAGACCAUUUCUCGUAUGAUUGACGAAAAGCGCACGUCCUACAAGGAGAUUCUCAAGGAUUCCAACAAAGAGAGCUUGAUGAGUAGAGCAUGCUCCAGCGAGUUUCUCGAAGUGGCUAAAAAGUUAGACACUCAGAUCGAGGUCUUCACUGGUGUAACAACUCUUCACGUGUAUCCGCACUCAUUUCAUGAUAGCAAGGUGUUUGUGAUUCAUCUCGAUAGGUCAACAGCCAAUUUCACGCAAAAUGAGUACGAGUUUGGUGUUUCCAACCAAAUUGAGUUACAACUUAACAAUGUGAAGGCAUCCUUCUCGAGCACAGCCGGGGCAACGAAAGAAAACACGCAAGAGUUUGAUGUUGAUGCGUUGAGCGAGUAUGCGUCCAGAGCUAAAGGCGGUACCAUCCUAGAGUUUCCUCGUUUUAUGAUUUCAAUGAGGACAUACCAGAAGUUGGGUACAAAUGUCGUGGAGUAUCUUUUCCAAUCGUCGUUUGGGGGCACGGUGGAUAUCAGAUGGAAUUUGGGCUCGGUGAAUUGUGUCCGUGAAAUGUACUCGGCACACAAGAGGGCGCUUUUGUCUAGAACAGAGGCUUCAAAGAACCAUGCUGCAGCAUCCAAAGAAGACCUCGAUUUCAACGACAUCAUUGCACAAAAUCCAGUUAGUUCGACGAGCAAGGCGGGAGAGGAGGCGGAAAAAAUGCUAUCAUCUACUGAAGCUCCCCAUAAGGAUUUUGACAAAGAUAUACAGCAGACGAUGGAGAAUGUGACGAGCAAAUCAAAGUUCACAUAUUUGGCAUUGGCCCCCGCGAUCAUUGAGGCCCCGCGAUUGAAAGAACUUGGCAACGCCACUCCGCCUCUUGAGUGGUUUGGGUUGCACCGGAACAAGUUUCCUGAUGCCACGCAUCAGCUCGUGAUCGUCACGCUACAAAAGCUCAUCCAUGAAAUUGAAAGUGAGUACUCGAAAACACUUGGAAAGGCGUGA
This is a messenger RNA of Metschnikowia bicuspidata var. bicuspidata NRRL YB-4993, 8745 nucleotides long. RefSeq lists its product as uncharacterized. Gene Ontology annotation, biological process: fermentation. The transcript has 2 exons. Gene Ontology annotation, cellular component: membrane. The record is from RefSeq and is a predicted model, not a curated record. The coding region runs from base 1 to 8745 and encodes 2914 amino acids. Lineage: Eukaryota; Fungi; Ascomycota; Pichiomycetes; Serinales; Metschnikowiaceae.